Vanrija pseudolonga is the source of this 1845-nucleotide messenger RNA. RefSeq lists its product as uncharacterized. NCBI's taxonomy places the organism in Eukaryota, Fungi, Basidiomycota, Tremellomycetes, Trichosporonales, Trichosporonaceae. Bases 1 to 1845 code for a protein of 614 amino acids. The transcript has 6 exons. The record is from RefSeq and is a predicted model, not a curated record.
AUGACCUAUUGGCAACCAGCAUAUGACCCAACACUGGGCCUCUUCCCCGACCUUUGGUUCGAGGACAACCGCACACUGUGGGACCAACGCCAUGAAUGGAACAUGACGUACUCGCACGCUCCGCUCAACCUAUCGUCUGGAGACCAAACUGCUCUGGGAUCAGUCAAAGGAACGUUCCGUGCCAACCCCAAACGACGCCCAUGGGCAGUCAAUAGCACCACCCCCGACCUUUCGUUCACCAUUGCGCAAGAGUUCCACUUUGCAGGCACUCGAGCAAUCCUCCGCGGCAAGUACACCAAUGCCACCUGGGGCAACUCGAGUCAGCCGGCAAUGGUCGUCUAUGAGAUGAAUGUCGAGAAAUACGACAUCGGCCCAGACGGUCUCCAAAUUCCGAUCCAUGUCCUAAACAUGACUCAGCCAUUCUCGGACGGUAUCAUCUGGGACUCGGGCGAGCUGGCAUUUGGGUGCCACUCGUUCACGAUCAUGAUGUAUAGUGGAACAGUCGAGGUUGAGGGACUUGAAGUCCAUACUGGUUUUGUGUCCGACUAUGACACGCUGGACAAGGUGCCCAAGACUACCGUGCACGCGGUCGUGAACGGAACCCGCAACCCAUUCUUCAACAUCCAAGGAGGCUCAACCAUUCGCAGUGAAGUGCUAGGCGACGGGUCGGCCGAUGGAAGCACUGUGCAGUGGGACUCGCUCGACAUCAACAGCACCAUGACGUUCCAGACACCCCCCAACGCGACAUACAUGGUUGUGAAUGGCACCAUGGGCCCAGAGUAUGCUCAGUUCAGCACCUUGAUGGUUCCUAUUCCUCCUGGAGCCCCACCCAUUGCAUACGGCCAAGAUGGAGCCUACACUUUCUCGCCAUAUCGUAAUCCCGGGACCCUCUAUUACACGCCUCUGGACCCCAAGAUCCAAUACACCGUCUCACUUGUGGGCGGCAUCGCGCCGCUGCCGGCAUCAUCCAACCCUAAUCAGGUUUCGCCGUGGCCAACAAAUAUACACAGCGUCACGUUCUGGGCUGGAACUUUCCCUCCAAACGUAACAUCAACCGGCAACUCGACCGACACGCCUGCCCACGGCGAGUCACGAGCCUCGCGAAAUGGAAAGAUCAUCGGCGGAGCGGUCGGUGGUGGCCUCGGCUUCCUCCUUAUCCUAGGUCUCCUGGCAUGGUGUUGCAUCGGCCGCCGCAGGAAGCCAUCUCCUGUGAUCUCUGAUCCUACCCCGUUCGAGAUUGACGGUACUCGGAACGACGGCGCAACCCGCGUUCCCUCGGAUGACGACGACGAGUCGGCAGACAAGGUGCCCGAAGAGCUCACUCCUGCCCAAGUCGCCAAGGCCCGCGAGGCGGGUUUCCUUGGUUCACGCGGUGCCUCCUCAUCCCUCGAGCCUGCUGAUGCCGUCGACUCGCGCUUCUACUAUUCGGGUGGCGCAGGGUCGAGCACUGGAGGUGGCUCGAGCAGCGCGAUGCUGUCGCCGACAUCCACUCAAGUCAACGGCGUGGCAGUCAAAGAUAGUGGAGGCCACGACACCACCGCCAUCCUGGCCGCUCCCGUUCACGGUGGCAAGCGCAUCCAGCAGGCCGAAGAUGGCGGCACUGUCGACGAUGACGGGAAUGUGGUGAUGAUUCCCCCAAGCUACAACCCCUCGUGGGCUAGUCGCGGCGCCCUUGCCGACUCGGGCGCUGUGACCCGCAUGGAAGGCAGCAGCGGUACUAUCGCGCACGUUGCCAUUGACCACGGUGCCGCCGCCGAGGAGGCUGACGAGGCGCCCGAGGCGCCCCCGCCCAUCGUCGCCCCCCGCGCGUCCAUCGACAGCGGGACCUUUGGCCGUGCCAUCUAG